UAAUUCAAAACUUUCAAAUUACAGGAGAUAGUUAUUUCAGAUGAGCCAUUUCCCGCAAAAAAUUGUGUAUCGCCGUCAGAGAUCACAGAUAAUGCCGUUUCCGUCUCCUUCUUCGUCUCCGUUGACUGAUGAUUUCCUAUUCAAGCUUAAAAAUCUAGCAUCUCGCCACGAGAAGAUGAAGAUCGCGUAUCACGAGCUCAAGUCUCAGAUCAACACCGGUUUGCUCGAAGCAGAGGACGUUUUUGCGUCUUUAGCGAUUCCGUUGAUGAAACUCGUUGGUCUGAAGACCAUGGAAAUGGCAGAAGAAGGACGAAUCUCUACUAUUAUUACCGAUAAUAGUUUGAAUCAUGGCAAUCGGAAAGACGGACUUGAACCGGAAACGCCAGCUACAGGGAAGCGAGACCAUCACAUUAAUGCACCUGAGGGAGAAAGUUAUGUAACUAAAGCCGCCGUAGCUGGAAAAGAGCUAAUGGUGAAGCAACAAACGAACUUAUUACAGCUAGUGCACUUGCUCAGGCAAAUCGAAACCCAAGUUAAUUCUCGUCAAGAUGACAUCCUUGCAACCCUUGGAAACCACCGUGCUGUCCUUCACAAGUUCUUCCAGAAGGCUGUUCAUUAUAUAUCAACUCUUCAUGGUCAAAACAAUGACUUUUUUAUGACUACUUUGAAGCUCCUUCAAGUUAUAUUCAACAAUGUAAAUACAGUCCUUGUCUCAGUGGAAGGUGGUGUUGAGGAUUUAGUUCAUGAAUUAGCAGAAAAGAUGUGUAAUCCAAUGAUGAAGUAUGUUAAGGGACUAAAGGAUGAUAUGGCGAAUGGAACAUGUAUGCGUUUGGUUGCUAUUGUAGAAGAGAUGGACAAGAUGAUGGUUGAUGAAAAACGUGAGUUAGAAGACGCAAGGAAGAAAGUUAGAGUGGCGGAAGAAGCGAAAAUUGAGGCAAUGUACAAACUGAAGGCGAUCGAAGAUAGGGUGAGGAAAAUGAAAGAACAACUUUCACUUCCAGAUACCCAAAGAGGGCUUAUGGAGAAUUAUACUCCACAUAAGUUGUUAGGGUUGGAGGAAGAGCAAGCAAAAGAAGAGAAGCUGUUAUGGACAUUAUUGAAGAAGAAAAGAAAAUAUGAAGCACCAGCAAGUCCCAUGGGACCUCAAGGGCUUUUCUGUUUUGACGCUAAUUAUAAAGCCUGUAAGGCAGCAGUUGCGAAUGGACCCUUGGAUCACAGGCGUCCUACAAGAUCUGCCACAAGACAACUUGUUCCACAAACUCCAUGCUUGAACAAUUGGAUUUCUUUGGGCUCAUCACCUUCUUUGGCAAUUCAACAAGCUAAAUCACGCAAGCGAGCCAUACCUUGAAUGCCUGAAUCCACUCUUCUAAUUUGUAAGUUUUACUAGAUUGUCGUUAAUACGUGCUACUUGUUUUUGCCAUGAAGCUGCAAAUAUGAUUAAAUACAUAUACCAUAGCUUAUUUUCAUUAUAACUAUUGGAAUAAAUUUGAUUAACUGCUGAUUUAAAAUUGGAUUGGUUUCUCUACUAUAA
Molecule: messenger RNA, 1531 nt
Organism: Mercurialis annua (annual mercury)
Lineage: Eukaryota; Viridiplantae; Streptophyta; Magnoliopsida; Malpighiales; Euphorbiaceae
Exons: 6
Coding region: 41-1348 (435 amino acids)
Source: RefSeq, a predicted model, not a curated record